GGGUGGAGGCUAGUGACGUAGGCGCUUGGGUUCUCGGAGUAGCGAUUGCUGCUGAGGCGAGGAGAAAUAUGGCGAUGCAGAAAGCCGUUUGCGUCCUAGUUGGUGACUCCACUCAGAGCCCUGUCAAGGGCGUCAUUUUCUUCGAACAAAAGGGUAGCGGACCUGUAGCUGUUUCAGGAAAUAUUGAAGGGUUGACUCCAGGGGAACAUGGAUUCCAUGUCCAUGAAUUUGGAGACAACACAAAUGGAUGUACCAGUGCAGGCCCUCACUUCAAUCCUGAGGGGAAAACCCAUGGUGGACCAGAAGACACACAGAGGCAUGUUGGAGAUCUUGGCAAUGUGACUGCAGGUGCUUCAGGUGUGGCAAAGGUAUCGAUACAGGACCAAGUUAUUUCUCUCUCUGGGCCACAUUCAAUUAUUGGACGUACUAUGGUGGUUCAUGAAAAACCAGAUGAUCUGGGCAAAGGAGGAAACGAAGAGAGCUUGAAAACUGGAAAUGCUGGUGCUCGUCUAGCUUGUGGUGUGAUUGGACUGGCUAAAGCUUAAGGUGUUGGAGUGGCACCACGUACCAAAACCUACAUGCAGAAUGUAAAUGUACCUGUGGAAUUAUCAGUGAUCUGGCUUUGUUUAGGGUUAAAAACAAUCAUUUAAAUGCACUGUUAAAUGGAAUUUAAGCUGACAAGUCGUAUUUUGUAUAUCUUGUAAUUAAAGCAGCAACAGAACAUAA
Molecule: messenger RNA, 726 nt
Organism: Rhineura floridana
Lineage: Eukaryota; Metazoa; Chordata; Lepidosauria; Squamata; Rhineuridae
Gene: SOD1
Product: superoxide dismutase 1
Exons: 5
Coding region: 69-545 (158 amino acids)
Biological process (GO): removal of superoxide radicals
Cellular component (GO): mitochondrion; nucleus; cytosol
Molecular function (GO): superoxide dismutase activity; copper ion binding
Source: RefSeq, a predicted model, not a curated record